CAUCCGUCACAAUCCAAAACCAUCUCCACUUCCCACGGCCUAGACUCGCCAUAUGCGCAUUGCGCACGCUUCUCGUUCUCUCAUUUCCGCUGCCGCCCACCGCGUUGUCUUCCCCACAUUUCCUCUCUCGCUUGCUCCAAACCUAAAUUUUGCCUUAGCUUUUGCCAUGGCCUCCGAGAACCUCUCGACCCUCGCCAACAACAACGAGGACGAUGAGAAGUAUGGGUUCCAGCGAUCGGAGAUGUACAAGGAGACCCUUGCCGGCACAGUCGGCGCUUACGGCCGUCAUGUUUUCCUCUGCUACAAGAACCCCGAGGCCUGGCCAGCGCGCGUCGAGGGCUCCGAGUCCGAUCUGCUCCCUAAGCUCCUCUCCUCGGCUAUCAAAGCUCGCAAGGAUGGCAUCCCUCUCAAGACGAACCUGACAUUAUGCGAGGGACGCGAGGGGACCGACUUUUCUGACGGAGACGUCUUGAUAUUUCCCGAAAUGAUUAAGUAUAGAGGUUUGAAGGACUCAGAAGUGGAUAGUUUUGUUGAGGAUGUUCUUGUGAAUGGUAAACCAUGGGCGUCUGGAGUGGGAGAGGUGCUGACUGGUUCGCAUGUUUUUGUGUGCUCUCAUGGUAGUCGCGACCGGAGGUGUGGUGUUUGUGGACCGGUUCUAAUUGAAAAGUUUAAAGAGGAAAUUGAUUCACGAGGAUUGAAAGAUCAGGUAUUUGUUAGCCCAUGCUCACACAUUGGGGGGCACAAGUAUGCUGGGAAUGUGAUUAUCUACAGUCCAGGUCCGGAUGGAAAGAUUAUGGGUCAUUGGUAUGGGUAUGUUACUCCGGAUGAUGUACCCGCAUUGAUUGAUCAGCAUAUUGAAAAGGGAGAGAUCAUAGAACACCUUUGGAGGGGGCAAAUGGGGGCAGCUGACGAGGAAGGUGGAAAAGCGGAUAAGCAAAACCUUCCUAAUGGGGAUGUGAAGAAAAGCAAGAAGAAGCCUGAAGAAAUCAGCACACAGAGCGAUAAGGAUAAUGUGGCUGGCUGUUGCCAGGGUGCUAAUGGGUUUAAUUGUUGCAGGGAUGGAAGUUUGGAGCAGAACAGUGUGAGUGAAGCAAAUAAGGCAGGGCAUGAAAAGAAGGGGCUGGGCAAACUAUCUUGCUGGAUAGGAUCAUGGGAGCAAAGUGAUGUUCUUACAGCCGUUGCUGUGGUUGGAGCAGUGGCAACAGUGGCUGUGGCCUAUAGCUUUUAUAGGAGGUCAGGCUGAAAUGUGCUCUAUGUUCCACAUGUUCAAGUUUGUUUGUGGGUCUGUAUACCCGGGUUUUUUGUAGCGGGAUGUGAUAGCAUCUAUAAAAUAAUCCUCUGAACCACAUAUCUCUAUGGAAGGAAUAUUAUAGGUAUAUGUUCUAACUUCUGCCUAGCAGUCGGAUGAAUUACUGAAUACUUUUAGUUGGUUUCAGAUGAACAACUUCUGUACCCUAUGUUGUUAGUUUAUACUGCUUUCCCAGAGUUGUUUCAAACACCUGGUGACUAGGUUCGUUUAUACUGGAAUUUGUUAUCAGUCGCGUGCAUAAUGUGGUAAUGGAUUUGUUAUUUGUUAUUAGAUGAUUAAUGCAUCUACUACAGGGUAGUGAUGCUUAUUUGAUUCUA
Juglans microcarpa x Juglans regia is the source of this 1626-nucleotide messenger RNA. RefSeq names its product altered inheritance of mitochondria protein 32-like. The coding region runs from base 53 to 1243 and encodes 396 amino acids. Lineage: Eukaryota; Viridiplantae; Streptophyta; Magnoliopsida; Fagales; Juglandaceae. The transcript is spliced from 5 exons. The record is from RefSeq and is a predicted model, not a curated record.